Messenger RNA from Naegleria fowleri, 1701 nucleotides. RefSeq lists its product as uncharacterized. The record is from RefSeq and is a predicted model, not a curated record. The coding region runs from base 1 to 1701 and encodes 566 amino acids. NCBI's taxonomy places the organism in Eukaryota, Heterolobosea, Eutetramitea, Acrasida, Naegleriidae. The transcript is spliced from 2 exons.
AUGAUUCCGACAAACACUAACAGCAAUCAUCCAACCAACAAGAAACCAUCAUCGUCGUCUUCAAAACGCUCAAAACCUUCAUACUUUCCAAACAAGGACAAGCAAUUUCGUUCUCCUCCCGUCAAUCACAACUCAUCUUCCGAUAGAAUUGUUCAAAAUGUGGAAUUGUCUGAUGAAGAUUUGAAGAAGUUUCUCUUGGAUGGAUAUCUUGUGAUAAAACCACAAGAACUUGCUUUGAGUCCACAAUGGCAUUCGGAAUUAUGUCAAUACGGAUCUGAAAUUUUUCAUGAAGAAGGAAAUUGUGGAAAUAACAUACUUGCCAAAAUUCCACAAUUGAAUGAAAUCUUCGAGGAUGAUCGUGUGAAAAACGUUUUGACUAGAAUUCUAGGAAAAAAUUACAUUAUGCAAAGUCACAGAUUUUGGCAUUACACACAAGAAGGACAAUUAGAUCAACAAUGGCACAAAGAUUCCUUCUUUGGAAAUAACAAACCUCUAAGACAUCAUCAAUUGAGACAUGUCAUGCUCAUGUACUAUCCUCAAAAAACAACGAUCCCAAUGGGACCUACUGCUCUUCGAAAAGGUACACAAUACACGUGUAUUGAUCCAAAACGUUAUUCAGGAAAUUUAGCCAAUGAAUUUUGUCAAAAACCUUGGAGAAAGGAUUCAGAUGUUUUCAUGGAAUGUGAAGCUGGAUCUCUAUUACUCAUUCACUAUGAUUUAAUUCACAGAGGAAGUGCAAAUGAAGCUAGAGAUCGUCAAAUGUUUAAAUUUCAAUUUUCAAGGGUAGUGGACCCUCAACGAGACGAUUCCUUACUCAACAAAGUGAUCAAUACGUCAUUUGAAGAUGUUAAAAUUGAGGGUCGAGAAAACAUGGAAAACGAACCUCAAUACAUGGUGGCCAAAUCCAUUUGGAAUUGGAUGCAUAACAUUCCCUUCCAAGUAGAAGAAAAAGUCACUACCAUCACAGAAAACGAACUCGAAGAUGUUCAUGAAUUGAAUCGAAUUGAUUUCUGCUAUCGAUUGGGUUUGUCUGGUCAAUACAAUACUCUCUUGAAACGUAUGGAUCAUGUCAAUGAACAAUUUGCUUAUAAUGCUGCCCAUGGCAUGAUUGCCUGUCGUCAUGCGAAUGCUGUAAAGGCUCUCACUUCAAAACUCAUGAAUAAGAGCAACCAUACGAUCAAUAGCCAACACUUCACCUAUGUUGCCCUGUUUGUCCUUUCAGAAUGGGGUCCUCUCGUUGUCGAGAGUCUCGAUGAGAAAACACUCAAUGAAUUGCUUCAGUAUUUGAACAAGUCUCGCUUCUCAAGCAUGUUUUCACGAAUCUAUUCUGCAGAGGCUCUCGGUAAUAUGUUCUGUAACUACUAUGGAAAACACAACAAGGACCAACACCAACACGAUGAUGACGAUUCAAAGGUUCAACUUGCACUUCAAACUCUCUGCCAGUACUUGGAGAAUGAUCCAGAACCUCAAGUACGAUUUUGGAGUGCUCUCUCGAUAGCAAAGAUUGGAAAAGCAGCUGCUUGUGCAACAGUCAUUGCCUCUCUACAGAAGGCUUUGAAGAAUGAUACCAAUCGUUAUGUGAUUGGCUUUGCAUUGGAAGCUUUGGAAAAACUGGACAGCCCAGAGGCCUUGAAGAUACUCAUUGGAUAUUUGAAGACUUCUCGAUGGUGUUAUUUGACUCACAAGAAUUCAUUGUUUUGA